UAAAGUUUACAUGUGUGUCGUUGAGUUAGACACAGUAGAUCUACACAUAAGCAUUGUUGUAAUACACACAAAAAAUGGAUAAUAGUAAGAUAAUCAUCCGUGAAGCCAACAAAGAAGACUGUGAUCAAAUUGUUAAAUUGAUACAGGAGCUAGCCGAUUUCGAGAAAAUGCCAAAUGGACCUAAAAUAGAUGCAAAAACAUUGCGUAGGGACGGUUUCGGUGAGGAAAAGAUGUUUAGAUGCCUUGUUGCAGCCGAUGGUGACAAUCUUGUUGCAUACGCUCUCUAUUUCUUCAAUUAUUCAACUUGGGAAGGUGUGAAUGUAUAUCUAGAAGAUUUGUACGUCACUCCAACAUACAGACAUAGAGGUAUAGGGACGACAUUGUGGCGUAAGGUAGCACAAGUCGCCGUGGACCGGAAAUGUAACAGGCUGGACUGGGUGUGUUUAGGUUGGAAUAAACAAUCGAUUGACUUUUACAAGUCUAAAGGAUCUAUUAACCUCACUUCUCAAGAAGACUGGAAUUUGUUUAGACUAAGUGGUGAUAAUCUAAGAGCGUUUGUAAAUAAUACAGACAAAAAGUAAAAUGCUGUCCAAUUAAACUUACACUAUCAUAUAUAUAAUUUAGCAAUAGAGUAUAGCAAUUAAAUACAUUCUUAUGCCCUUAUAUAUCAGAAUAAAUGUUAUUAUUUGUAUUGUACCUCAAUAUUUUAAGCAUAUUGCAAGGUGUCAUUAAAAAUGCAUUGUUUAUAAUUAGUAUACAACAAUUUUUGGUAGUUAGUUUAAUUUUACAAAGAACACAUAAAUAAUAUGAAAACUGAAAGAAAAAAGCUUCUAAAGUUUCAGUUGUUUAUUUGGUUUGGUUUUACGCACACCAACGUAAUAUAGGUCAUAUGGCGCCAAAACAGGAAAGAUGACUUUGGCUAACCUCUGAUGUUACGAACUUCAAAUAGCAGGGGACAAAAUUACCUCACCUGCGCUGCAGUUGGAGCUAAGAGAUACACAGACUGCAGUUAUUUUAACCAAUU
This is a messenger RNA of Ruditapes philippinarum (Manila clam), 1024 nucleotides long. RefSeq names its product thialysine N-epsilon-acetyltransferase-like. The record is from RefSeq and is a predicted model, not a curated record. NCBI's taxonomy places the organism in Eukaryota, Metazoa, Mollusca, Bivalvia, Venerida, Veneridae. The coding region runs from base 75 to 581 and encodes 168 amino acids. The transcript has 2 exons. Gene Ontology annotation, molecular function: N-acetyltransferase activity.